Molecule: messenger RNA, 2836 nt
Organism: Diatraea saccharalis (sugarcane borer)
Lineage: Eukaryota; Metazoa; Arthropoda; Insecta; Lepidoptera; Crambidae
Source: the annotation of a GenBank genome assembly
GCGCGCGGUGUCUAUAAAUUUAGUUUUAAAAUCUCGAUCUUUGAUAAGCGAUAACUUUAUAUUUUUGUAUUAGAAAAUAUGAAAAUAAAAAAAUACGUGUUUGUUUAAAUAACUUAAAGUUUAUUAUCACAAAAUCUUCGCAGUGGUUUUAAAAUAUUCCUAUAUAGAUAAACGGAUAUUUUAUUAUAAGUACCGUUUUUAUGAUUUUUGUUGCUGAUUUACAUAUAAAAAUAUUAUUGAGACUUGAUGUAGUUUUGUUGUUGUAAUUUCAACAAACAACAAAUAGCAUUAAAACUAACUUACCUAGUUGUUAUUGUUUUCAGAACUUUCGUUAAAUAUUAUAAUGAAAAAUUCACAUUCCUACUAUGGCAUAAGUAUUUUAUUUAUAAGAACUAUUUGGCGGCAAUAUUAUUGUAUACCGUAGUUAAAUGCCACUUUUAAUUAUAUCACAGCAUUAAUUCAAUUGAUUUCCAUAGAUUAAAAAAAACCUCUGUGCUCACUUCCAUUAUAUUAGUUUCCAUUUUCCUCUAUACAAAUAAAAAAGAAAUUUAUUCAAAGAUUGUAUUGAUCGAGUUGCGUUUGCAUACUCUUAUCUUUAACUCAAUAUUAAUCCGAGUUAUCAGAUCCAAAACAACACUAACAAUUUUAUUCUUUGGUUUAACGUCAUGAAUUGACGUUUAGAUCCAAUCCAACAAUUUGUGCUGCCAUCUAGACACAUAUUUUUUUUUUGUUUCUUUAUUUUUUUUAAUACUCCCUCAUUGCAUGAACUGCUCUUUGUUAGACUUUACUCUUUGGCGUGAAUUGUCAACUUUACGAGACGAGCGAACGAGUCACAGAAAAAAAUCUAUUUUUAUCUACAUUACGGGUUAAUAAUACAAAUAUUUAUGCAGGCCGACGAGGAGGACAGCGCGUUGCAUUCAUGCUUCGAUUCGCUGAAGAGCGCAGUCAUGGGUUGCUGCUAUAGUAUCUGCCACAAAGAAAAUGAUGCGCAGGAAAAUACCAUAAAUGAGCGGACUCAUCUAUUGGAAGUACCGGAACAGCAACAGGAGACACCAGUUCCAGUAGUGUCAGCAUCAACACCACCACGUAAACAAGAUGAACAGAGUGCUCUUAAUAGAAUACUACAUGAGACUGCCACGAACGUGAUAGACGUAGGUGCGUUGGGCCCGUACGCGCUAGAGCCGGGUGCGUACAGUGAGCGUGUGCGCGCGUACACGGCACGAGUGGCGGCCGCGGUCCCGCCCCCCACGCCCGCACCGCCGAGACUUCUAGCGGACGUACCGCAAGCGGAGAGGACCGCCCUACUUAGCAAAGCGGGGCUUAGUAACGACGAUAAAGACUUUGUGAGUACUACUCAUACUGAUAUUCAUGAUAUAUCAGCCUCAGGUGCUGCAGUCUCGACAGAGUUUGCGAUCUGUUACAAACUACUUAUUACGCGACGCGAAAUCUAUAAUCGUUAAUGUCACAAGAAGUAAUUAUAAAGGUUAACAUAAAAUAAAUACAGUGCAAAUGAAACAAGUUUAAAAAAAAACAAAGUUGUGCGCUGUGAAACAUAUCGCGAUAUUACCAAGUUCGGUCGCUAACGCAUAAUAAUAAUAUUUAUUAGACCACAGCAAAACAAAACACAUGAUUUUCAAAAAUUAGUAAAUACACUUUAUGUAGAAAAAUGUACUUGCUUAAAAAACAUCUGAAACGUAUGAUAAACUUAUCUUUUAAAUAUUAUAAAUAUGUUGUUUUUAGUUUUAUAAAUAUGAUACAACAUUGAUUGAAUACGCCCUUGCCGAUAGCGUCGCCUUGUGCGGUGUGUCAUUCGACCAGUGAGUCUCUCGUCUGAGUUCUCGGAAGCAUAACCACUUAAACUCCUGAGAAUGGAGAGAUUAUUAUUGUUUUCAUUUCCGAAGGUUUAAAAUUUAAAAAUUAAUAAUUUACAUCAUUCUAUGUCUAUUUUCAGAUAUCGAAUUCAGUAAAGAAAGCGGCGGCUGCGAUAUCGGAACUACGCGUGGAACACCACGAAGACCUUGUAGUGCCUUUCCGGGUCCCGUAGCCUUCAGCGCCGCCAUACUGGCAAGUAAUGCACUGAUUUUAAAGAUAUUAUCACAACUUUAACUCUUUUUUUAAAAAAAAAAGAAACAUUUAGAUAUUUGCAAAAAUGAGUUUUUAUGAUUAUAUAGUUUCACUUUUAAAAAUGGAAUGGAGGAAAAUGGGAGAAUUAAUCAGUUUUAAAGCAGUUUAUCUGCCUCUGAUAAAGCUAAUUAAAAAUCAACAAAAAGCCCAAUAUCAAAUUGUAAAUGGCAAUAUUAAUAGUAAUCGAUAACUGAGCAAAUUUGUCUUUUUUUGUGAUUAGAAUGAAUUGUAAACAUACACAGUCUAAAAAUAUGUACACAUAAUUUUCAAGUCACUCUUAUUGUGAUCAGAAUAAGAGACAAAUUUGUAUGAAUAUUUUUGUAUGAUUUAAGUAGCUAUCGCUAGGUGUUGUGGGGUAAAUUAGAAUACCAAUUGGAUCAGCUCCUUGUAGCCAAAAUGAGAAUUUACUGGUCAUUACUUUGAAUAACUUUAAUAAAUAAAUCAAAUCAGAAAUUCUUAAAAGUCUGGAACUUAUUAAAUGUCUUGAAAAUGUAUUUCAUCACAAAAAUAUAUAUAAUUAUUAAAAAUUGUUUAGUGGAUAACUUCCUUAAACAUUUUAAUAUUAUAUUUUACCAAAUCCAUUAUACAAUAGACACGUUCAUAUGUUUAUUAAAAAAAAUAUAUCUAUAACAACUGUCGAACAGAAUGGAUUUGAAGUAUAAUCACAGCUUAUAAAUUAAUAUUUAUUGCAGAAGUUGAAACAAGUUGGUAG